AUGAGACGCAAUAAAACGCAGAUGAUUUCUCUUUCUUUCUCUCUCUCUCUCUCUCAUUCUCUCACGCUCUUACUACCUCACUUUUUAUCUCUCUUACUCUCUCUCAUUAUUUCUCUCUCUCUCUUUCUCUCUCUCUCUCUCUCUUUCGCAUUCUCUAUAGUUUUCCGCUUCUCUUUCUACUACGCUAUUAAGAAAUAUUACAUCUAUCUAUCUAUCUAUCUAUCUAUCUAUCUAUCUAUCUAUCUAUCUAUCUAUCUCAGUCUGUUCAUAUUUAAUCUAUCUAUCUAUCUAUCUAUCUAUCUAUCUAUCUAUCUAUCUAUCUCAGUCUGUUCAUAUCUAUCUAUCUAUCUAUCUAUCUAUCUAUCUAUCUAUCUAUCAUCUAUCUCAGUCUGUUCAUAUUUAAUCUAUCUAUCUAUCAUCUCUGUUCUAUCUAUCUAUCUAUCUAUCUCACUGGGUAUCUUUAUUUCGUAUAUUAUCUAUCUAUCUAUCUAUCUAUCUAUCUAUCAUAAAUUAUUAUCUUUCUUUGCGUUUCCGCAUAUUACCUCUUCCAUCUUGCUUUUUUUCUUUUCUUUUUUUAUUCACACUGUUUCGAUUUCAUUCCAUUCCUUCAUUCCGUCUAUCAUAAAUUCUUCUUUCUUCCUUCUGUCUUCCCUUUUUUUCUUUCUUUUUUUCUUUGUGCGUUUUCUUCUAUUCUUUCUCUAUUCCUUUCUUCCUUCGCAGACUUUCCCUCAUUAUUUCCGCUUCUUUUUUCUUUCGUUUUCCACAUUAGUCUCACUACUUUUUUUUUCAUUCUUUCUAUUUUCCUAUCUGCAUUUUUCUUUCCUUCUUUCUUUCCCUAAUUCUUUGUCCACUUAUUCUCUAUGCUGUCAUUGUAGUUUCCUUGAUGCCGUUGUUCUCUUCUUUCUUUCUUUCUUUCUUUCUUUCUAUUUCGCUUUUGUUCCUUCCUUUCUCCUGCUUUGUUUUUACUUUUCUAUCUUUCUUCCUUUCCCCGUUUCUUUCUUUCUUUCUUUCUUUCUUUUUUUCUAUUUCACUUUUGUUCCUUCCUUUCUCCUGCUUUGUUUUUACUUUUCUAUCUUUCUUCCUUUCCCCGUUUCUUUCUUUCUUUCUUUCUUUCUUUCUUUCUUUCUAUUUCACUUUUGUUCCUUCCUUUCUCCUGCUUUGUUUUUACUUUUCUAUCUUUCUUCCUUUCCACGUUUCUUUCUUUCUUUCUUUCUUUCUUUCUUUCUUUCUUUCUUUCUAUUUCGCUUUUGUUCCUUCCUUUCUCUUGCUUUGUUUUUACUUUUCUAUCUUUCUUCCUUUCCCCGUUUCUUUCUUUCUUUCUUUCUUUCUUUCUUUCUUUCUUUCUUUCUUUGUUUCUUCUAUUCUUUUUCCUUCCCUUAUUCUUUUUCCCCUCUUCUAGUUUAUUUCUCUUUUUCUUCAUUCCUUUUCCUUCCUUUUUUUCUCCGUUUUUUCUGUUCUCACUUCUUUCUUUCUUUUCUUUCUUUCUUUCUUUCUUUCUUUCUUUCUUUCUUUCUUGUUUAUAUUUCUUUUAGAUUUUCUUCUUUUCCUUUUCACAUUUUUCUUCGUUCCUUUCUUUUUUCUUCUUCUUUCUUUUUGGUCACAUUUUGUUUUUCAUUUCUACUGCUUCCAUUAUUUCAAUCUCUUUUCUCUUUCUUUUCCCUUUCGCUUUAUGUGCUUCUUUUUCUUUCUGUCGAUCUCUUUCUUUACACUUACUUCUUCAUUUUUCUUCAUUCUUUCCUUCAUUCUCUUCUCCAUUGUUUCUUCACUCAUUCCUUCAUUUUUUCUUCAUUCUUUUCUUCAUUCAGUUUUUCAUUCUUUUCUUCAUGCUUUUAUACCUGCAUAUUCUCCUUCAUUUUUCUUCUGUUUUUCUUUUUUUCCAUUCUGCUCUUUUUUUCUCUUUUUUCUUCUCCCUUUCUUUCAUUAUUUAAUCUUUCUUAUAUUUCAAAGGCGUCCGCAAUAGGGAUACGAGUGACCAGUUAUUACCAUUACCCUUUCUUUCUUUCUUUCUUUCUUUUCCUUUUUUCUUUCUUUCUUUUUGUUCCCUCUCUUUUAUUCGUUCAGUUUUCUUCUUUGAAUUCUUUUUUUAUCGUUUAUUCUUCUAUCCUUCUUCUUUUAUUUAUUUUUCCUUUAGUUGUUCUAUUUUUCCUACAAUCUUUUUCUUUCUUCCAUCGUUUCUCUUUUAUUCCAUAUUUUCUUCGUUUUUUAAUAUUUUUGUUUACAAUUUUUCAUCGUUAUUUGUUUUGUAUUUUUGGCUACUGUAUCCGUUCAUCUUUUCUUUCAUUUUUUUUUCCAUCUGGCUGUUUUCUUUUUCCCUUCCUCUUUCAUGUUUUAAUUCUGUUUCAUUUGUUUUUCUUUUCUUUCUUUCUUUCUUUCUUUCUUUCUUUCUUUCUUUAUCCCCUUGCUUCUUCUUCAUUUAAUUUUCAUCUUUCAUUUACUUUCUUUCUUUCUUUCUUUCUUUCUAUCGUUCUUCUCUUCUUGCUUCUUCUUCAUUUAAUUUUCAUUCUUUCAUUCACUUUCUUCUUUCUUUCUUUCUUUCUUUUUUAUCUCCUUGAUUAUUCUUCAUUUAAUUUUCAAUCUUUCAUCCACUUUCUUUCUUUCUUUCUUUCUUUCUUUUUUCUUCGUUCCUUGCUUCCUUCCUCCCUUCCUUCCUUUUCUCUUUCUAGGAUUCUUUCUUUCUUUCUUUCUUCGUUCCUUGCUUCUUCCUCCCUUCCUUUUCUCUUUCUAGGAUUUUUUCUUUCUUUCUUUUUAAUGAUACUGUAUUUCUUUCCGUCUUUCUUUCUUUCUUUCUUUCUUUCUUUCUUUCUUUCUUUCUUUCUUUCUUUCUUUCUUCGUUCCUUGCUUCCCUCCUUCCUUUUCUCUUUCUAUCUUUCUUUCGUUCGUUCGUUCGUUCUUUCUUUCUUUCUUUCUUUCUUUCUUUCUUUCUUUCUUUCUUUCUGUUAUCUGCGCUCUUCCUACUUCCAUCUUUAUCUCGUCACCUCUUUUCGUAUAAUUGACCGACCGAUCUCUUUGUUUAUCUUCUUUCAUUCUUUCUUUCUCUCUUUCUUUCUUUCUUUCUUUUUCUUUCUUUCUUUCUUUCUUUCUUUCUUUCUUUCUUUCUUUCUUCGUGAAAUAUAUUUUCUUAUUCGGUUAUUUCCUCUUCUUUUGUAUCUAUUUCUCGUACACUUUCUUUUUUCUUCUUUUUUCUUCUUUCAAAUUUAUUUUCUUCUUUUUUCCUUUUCUUUUCAUCUUUCUUUCUCUCUUUCUUUCUUUCUUUCUUUUUUUCUUCUCCGUGAAAUAUAUUUUCUUAUUCGGUUAUUUCCUCUUCUUUUGUAUCUAUUUCUCGUACACUUUCUUUUUUCUUCUUUUUUCUUCUUUCAAAUUUAUUUUCUUCUUCUUUUUCCUUUUCUUUUUCAUCUUUCUUUCUCUCUUUCUUUCUUUCUUUCUUUUUUUCUUCUCCGUGAAAUAUAUUUUCUUAUUCGGUUAUUUCCUCUUCUUUUGUAUCUAUUUCUCGUACACUUUCUUUUUUCUUCUUUCAAAUUUAUUUUCUUCUUCUUUUUCCUUUUCUUUUUCAUCUUUCUUUCUCUCUUUCUUUCUUUCUUUCUUUUUUUCUUCUCCGUGAAAUAUAUUUUCUUAUUCGGUUAUUUCCUCUUCUUUUGUAUGUAUUUCUCGUACACUUUCUUUUUUCUUCUUUUUUCUUCUUUCAAAUUUAUUUUCUUCUUCUUUUUCCUCUUCUUUUUCAUCUUUCUUUCUCUCUUUCUUUCUUUCUUUUUUUCUUCUCCGUGA
Acanthosepion pharaonis is the source of this 3762-nucleotide messenger RNA. The record is from the annotation of a GenBank genome assembly. NCBI's taxonomy places the organism in Eukaryota, Metazoa, Mollusca, Cephalopoda, Sepiida, Sepiidae.